ACUCGAUCUAGGUGUGCAGGACACGGGUGAAAAGUUACUGCUCUUGCUGAGAGCUCAUCAGUUUGAAAUUAGAAGCCAUAAGAGGAAGAUCAUCGAGUCAUCCAAUCCUUGCAAAAAUGGGAAGCAAUGGAAAGCAUACAGCAGAAAGGUAUGCAGUGGUUACAGGAGCAAACAAGGGAAUCGGCCUUGAAACAGUGAGGCAACUGGCGUCUCAAGGAGUCACGGUUGUCCUGACAGCUAGAAAUGAGAAGAGGGGGUUGGAGGCAAUCUCAAAGCUCCACGAGUCUGGUUUGUCAAAUGUUGUCUUCCAUCAGCUUGAUGUCUUGGAUCAGGCCAGCAUCCUCAACUUGGCCAAGUUCAUCCAGGAAAAAUUUGGCAGGCUCGAUAUCUUGGUUAAUAAUGCUGGAGCUAGUGGUGUUGUAGUUGAUGAGGAAGGCCUAAGGGCCUUAAACAUAGAUCCCACAUCAUGGCUCUCAGGAAAGUCUGUCAACUUGGUUCAAGGAGUUAUCAAACAAACUGUUGAGAAGGCAGAACAAUGCUUGAAUACCAAUUACUAUGGUGUGAAAAGACUAACAGAGGCUCUCCUCCCACUAUUACAACUUUCCCCUGCAGGAGCAAGGGUAGUCAAUGUGACCUCCCUCAGGAGUGAACUAAAGAGGAUUCCAGGUGAGCAUAUAAGAAAAGAACUGGGAGACAUAGAAACUCUAACCGAAGAGAAAGUGGAUGCGAUUUUAAGAAAAUUUCGGCAUGACUUGGAAGAAAAUGCACUUGAAAGCAAUGAAUGGGCAUUGAUGCUGCCUGCUUAUAGCAUCUCCAAGGCCACCCUCAAUGCCUACACUAGAAUUCUUGCCAAGAGGUAUCCGUACAUGUGUAUCAAUUGCGUUCAUCCUGGCUUUGUCAAGACGGACUUGAACUGGAACACAGGAAUAAUGACUGUAGAAGAGGGGGCUACAGGCCCAGUAAUGCUGGCUCUUUUACCUGAUGGUGGCCCUACAGGAUGCUACUUCGAUUGUACUCAAGUUGCCGAGUUUUGAUUUAUAGUCGUUUUCCUUUCACAGCAAGUCAAGAAUAAUUUACCAUUCCGCUACUGCAAAGUACUAUUACGUUCUGCUUCACCGUUGAAAAUUUGGCUAAAGGUUUGUUUA
This is a messenger RNA of Juglans microcarpa x Juglans regia, 1145 nucleotides long. RefSeq names its product (+)-neomenthol dehydrogenase-like. Gene Ontology annotation, molecular function: oxidoreductase activity, acting on the CH-OH group of donors, NAD or NADP as acceptor. Gene Ontology annotation, cellular component: membrane. The transcript has 5 exons. The record is from RefSeq and is a predicted model, not a curated record. Bases 117 to 1034 code for a protein of 305 amino acids. NCBI's taxonomy places the organism in Eukaryota, Viridiplantae, Streptophyta, Magnoliopsida, Fagales, Juglandaceae.